Messenger RNA from Branchiostoma floridae (Florida lancelet), 798 nucleotides. RefSeq names its product toll-like receptor 2. The transcript is spliced from 2 exons. Bases 50 to 610 code for a protein of 186 amino acids. Gene Ontology annotation, biological process: signal transduction. Lineage: Eukaryota; Metazoa; Chordata; Leptocardii; Amphioxiformes; Branchiostomatidae. The record is from RefSeq and is a predicted model, not a curated record.
AUGUUUUCAAAAUCGCAAGGACCGUACAUGCCGCACAGAGGCAAAGUCCAUGCUAUCUAAACUUCAAAACAAAGCAGACGGAGCAUCUGGAAUAGACGGCCCGUCUCCAGCACCGUGCGAACGGGAAACAACUGUGCAUUCAAAUGUCCCAAUGACAAUAGACACACCGCGUCACGGACAGGAGUUCCAGUACGACUUCUUCGUGUCACACAGCAGUAAAGACGCCGGCUGGGUGAACUAUGCACUUCUUCCUGCGCUGGAGGGGGACAUGCGAUUCAAAGGUUGUGUAGCUGAUCGAGACUUCAUACCAGGGAAAAGCGUGUUCGACAACAUUAUUGACAGCAUCGAGAACAGCUACAAGACCCUGUUGAUCCUAACACCAGACUUCGUGACCAGUGAGUGGUGUAAGUACGAGACAGAACAGGCCCUGAUGGAGAGUCUGAAGGGCAAGACUGGGCGGGUCAUUCCCAUCAUGCUCAAGGAGUGUAGCGUGCCGUCUUCUGUGCGCACCAUCACGUACCUGGAUGUGUCACGUGAUGCAAUCGGCUCUUACGAUUGGUUGAAAUUGAAGAAAGCUUUGGAGCAGACUCCUUCAACGGAGACUGACUGACUUAUCGAGGAGUUCCGACAAGGAAGACGAUACUUUUAAAAAUGUUUUAUCACAAACGUAUUAUUCAGUUCAGUUCCAACAUAUUAUUAGCCGUGUAUAUGAUCUGGCGUUAUAUUUUUCCCCGCGUGUCAAGGAAAUAGGUCUUUACUAAAUUCAAUGAGGAUAAAUGCAUGACAUGACAUAGGAUU